AAGAUGCGAAAUUAAGUAUAUCCUGGACGCCAUGUUACUCAGGAAUAUUGGGUGCCGUUGUUAACAGAUUUAGUGUAAUAUAGUUUCAUAAAGUGUAAAAAUUUAACUUUUUUUGAUAUGGGUCGCAAGAAGAAGAAGCUGUCCAAACCUUGGUGCUGGUAUUGUAACCGAGAAUUUGAUGAUGAAAAAAUUCUCAUCCAGCAUCAAAAGGCAAAACAUUUUAAAUGUCACAUUUGUCACAAGAAACUCUAUACUGGACCCGGAUUAUCGAUACAUUGCAUGCAGGUCCAUAAAGAAACUAUUGAUAAAGUACCAAAUUCAUUACCAAAUAGAUCUAACAUAGAAAUCGAAAUUUAUGGUAUGGAAGGCAUACCACCAGAGGACAUAAAAGAACAUGAGAGGCAGAAGCAAGGGAAAACAUCUGGUGGGAGGACGUCACCAAGCAGCGGUGAGGAAGAACCACCACCAAAGAAGGCAAAACCAGAAGGCCUGCUUGGUAAUGGACCAGGAGCUCUUCCUCCUGGAUCUGUAAUGCCAGGUAUGAUGACACCACACCCUCAGGCCCCUAUGCCACCACAUAUGGGACCUAUGGGACAAUUUGGACCUCCCAUGGGACAUCAUAUGAUGGGACCUAUGGCACCUCAUAUGGCACCACCAUUUAUGGGACCAGGUGGUAUGCCAGUGAUGGGACCCAUGGGUUCCAUGGCACCUCCUCCAGUGAACAUGGGUAUGAAUGCAUCAGUAACAACAACUCAAGCAGCUCAGAACAAACCACUGUUUCCAAGUACUGCCGCUCCAACAACUUCAGUCACCACGACUGCUACACCUGGAGGAACUACCACCACAGCUAAUGCACCCAUAGGCCCUGUGAAACCCACAUUUCCAGCCUACAGUACGGCAACGACUCAGAGCAGUCAGACUACGUCUUCACCUGCUGUUAAUGAGAGCCCACAAAAGGUUGCUCUUAUCAACACAACUGGUGCCUCAAGCAAAAUUAUCCAUCCACAAGAGGAUAUUUCCCUUGAGGAAUACCGUGCAAGGCUGCCUAAGUAUCAACGUCAACCACCACCCAAGACUGUAGAUACGUCAACAUCUACUCCACAGACAAGUGCAGAGGCUGAACGACCUACAGUUAUGCCUCGCUUUCAGCGUCCGCCAAUGGCUGUGGCAGCUGUACCUGUAUCAAUAGCUCCUCCAGUGAGCAGUGUUGCUAUAAUGUCCCCAAUGGCUGGACCACCUAUAAUGAGGCCAGCUGUGCCCCUAGGUCCCCCAACAAUGAUUGGAGGUAACAUGAACAUGAUGCGACCACCCCCCAUGGGGCUCCCUCCAGGCAUCAUUGGAGCACUUCCACCGGGAGCAAUGCACCCAUAUGCAACGCCACCUAUGGCAUUUCCUGGUCCACCUAUGCUGACUCCGAUGAUGCAUCCACGCUUCAGAUGAUCAGCCAAGCCAAACUUAGUCCUGGAGAUUUAACAAUAAAAAGAAUAAACGAUCAACUUAAUCCAACUUACAUCUUCAAGCAUCUAGCCACCAGGAAAUCCAUUUUAUCUUAUUUGUUGUGUGUUUGUGAAAUAUUAGAAGCACUCCGUGUACUAUAGUGUGAUGUUAGUAUCAAAUAAGCAGCCUUUGUUACCUAAUUAUCGUAUACAGUGUAGCUCAUAUGUAAAUCACUGUACACUAUUUUUGUAUUGUUAAGUGUAUCACUCAGUUUACUGGACAUUCAUCUACUGCGGCAUUUAUGUUCCAGUAAACACUGUUUUUGAUCAAAUUGGAUUGAAACCUUUGUGGUGUGAACUAAAUUUUAUUAACUUAAUGUUUCACGUUUGUGAAAUUGUAAUGUGCUGAAAAAUAAGAUUGAGGAGUCCUAUUCCCUGUUAGAGGGAAUAAUUAUUUAAUAGUAAUAUAAUGGUGGUGGUGGUGGCAAAGAUCAGACAUUCCACUCACAAGGUAGUAGCAACAAUCACAGCACUGUAAGCUGUUGGACUCCAAGUCCCCUGCCUUCUUUAGGCAGGCGAUUGUCUUUAUUAUCUUUCAUUCAGUUAUAAUUGUCAGCUAAAGUGCUAAUGGACAUUGCCCCCUGCUUUCCGACAGGUGAUUAUUUUCAUAUUAUCUAACCAAUCACAGCUCACAGCUGUUGGACAGAAAUGUCCCCUGUUAUGAACAGGCGAUUGCUUUUGACCAAUCACAGCUGAGUGCUGUUGGACUAUUAAGUCCCCUGUCUCAUGACAGGCGAUUGAUAGUUUGUAUUAAAUGAUUUUGAAUUGAAAAGUUAAGAAAAGAAGAUGUGUGUUAACUGCCAAAAUGAAAGGCAAGUACAUAUUUAUAAUUUAAUUGCUGCUGUCAGUCAUUUCAAAACAAUAUUCAGUUUUCACUGUUGUGCAUAUUCAUUGUAUAAGACUUGUAGAAACACUGUUUCUAAAUAAAUUUUGUUAGAAAUUCAGAAA
Schistocerca cancellata (South American locust) is the source of this 2444-nucleotide messenger RNA. RefSeq names its product BUB3-interacting and GLEBS motif-containing protein ZNF207-like. The transcript has 11 exons. Gene Ontology annotation, cellular component: nucleus. Bases 118 to 1440 code for a protein of 440 amino acids. The record is from RefSeq and is a predicted model, not a curated record. Gene Ontology annotation, molecular function: DNA binding. Lineage: Eukaryota; Metazoa; Arthropoda; Insecta; Orthoptera; Acrididae.